AUGCCCCUACCCAUAACUUUUAUUUUCGCCACAUUCGUCAUCAAUAUGGAGGAUAGGUUUUUACUUAUUAACGGCUUUGAGUGCAAAACAGGCCACGCCUUGAAAGGGGUGCAGUUCAAAACAAUAUAAAAUUCUUUCUGCCGUCUUUUUUUCUCGAAUUUCGUCAGAGAUUCAUUUUCGACUUUUUCGCUGGCUAUAUUCAAUUUUCAAAAAAUUUACAAUCAAAAACCUUCUCAGCUAUUUAAGAAACAACCGCAUCCAUUAAUGAUUACAGUCCACUUCAAAAAGUUGUUUGUAUGAGAAAUCAGGAGAAAUUUCCAAAUAAACGUCCUCCUCGAGUGUUCUUCUGCGAACUACAGUAGCCGAAAGAGGACGGAAGAGGAACAAAACGAGCUCUUUGGGCCAACUUUGGCGAUACCUUUCAUCGACGAACGACGGCUUCCGCCUCUGACUCACUCUGGCCUUUCCCUCUUGCUCUCCAUGUUUCUUGUGAUCCGAUAUACUCUACUAUGAUACUCACAUAUUCAAAAUCCUCAAUAAAACGAGUAUUUCUUUACCAGCUCCAGAAGAAUAACUUUGUCUUCAGAUUUACUUAUUUCCCUUUGAGAACUCCGAGCUCACCUCCAGAAGCUGCGCUUUUUAUGUCGACUUUAAACUGUCUUUAGUACAAAGUCUUUAUAAGAAUUUUAAUUUUGAGAAAGCGAAUUUCUUUGAGCCAUCAUACUGAUUCAUUUCUAAGAUGGAGUCUAUUUUCAAACCUUGAAUAAUAUUAUUUUUUUGCAAAAAUUUGUUUCUAAAAUCUUCACUCCAAGUGGUUGCUUGCUUUUUCGAGGCUACCGCCUGGAACACGGUCUCCGAGCUCCAGCACAAGAACCGCUAUCUUUUGAGCGCGGCAAGGCACAACUGGAUGGACUACGCGCAGAAGAACGAGACGAAGGACCGUAAGACCAUGCUUUCAACUUGCUCAACUACAAGUUUGAACUUCUAG
This is a messenger RNA of Caenorhabditis auriculariae, 988 nucleotides long. The record is from the annotation of a GenBank genome assembly. NCBI's taxonomy places the organism in Eukaryota, Metazoa, Nematoda, Chromadorea, Rhabditida, Rhabditidae.